Messenger RNA from Mitosporidium daphniae, 351 nucleotides. RefSeq names its product regulatory subunit of cyclin-dependent kinase. The coding region runs from base 1 to 351 and encodes 116 amino acids. Gene Ontology annotation, cellular component: SCF ubiquitin ligase complex; cyclin-dependent protein kinase holoenzyme complex. The record is from RefSeq and is a predicted model, not a curated record. Gene Ontology annotation, biological process: regulation of mitotic cell cycle. Gene Ontology annotation, molecular function: cyclin-dependent protein serine/threonine kinase activator activity; histone binding; ubiquitin binding. The transcript has 2 exons. Lineage: Eukaryota; Fungi; Microsporidia.
AUGGUACAUUUUAGCGGUAGAAUUUUACUUUUAGAGCUCCAGCAAAAGCGGAAAGAUGUUGCUGAGUAUAGCGGAGACAUUUUUUAUUCUAAACGAUACUCUGAUGAUCUCUAUGAAUACAGGUUAUUUGUUUUCCCUUUAUUUUUAGGCUUAAUCAAUUAUUUUGACAUUAGGCACGUAAUUCUCCCAAAACAGCUGAGUAAAUAUUAUUGUGGAAGUCGCCUGCUGCUUGAGCAUGAGUGGCGGGGACUUGGAAUUCAGCAAAGCCCCGGCUGGACCCACUAUUUGAUCCACAAGCCAGAGCCGCAUAUCCUCCUCUUUCGCCGUGACAAGGGAUCAAUAGAAACAUAA